Messenger RNA from Rana temporaria (common frog), 1980 nucleotides. RefSeq names its product coiled-coil domain containing 117 (gene CCDC117). The transcript is spliced from 6 exons. Bases 205 to 1197 code for a protein of 330 amino acids. Lineage: Eukaryota; Metazoa; Chordata; Amphibia; Anura; Ranidae. The record is from RefSeq and is a predicted model, not a curated record.
CCGAUUAGAAGGGUUAGGAGCGUUCUAGAAAAGCACAAGCUCCGCCCAGUAAUGGAUAUGUACGUCUGAGGGGAGCAGUGUAUGUCGUACUGUGUGUGAGGGAAGUGAGGUGAGCGCGCUUCGGGGGGCUCCCCCAUGCUGGUUCGGACGUGUGGUGACCUCUGAGGGAGGAGAGGUGACGCCUGGUGACGGGGGAGAGUUGGAAUGGCUGCCAUUAACCAAGCUUUUAGUGCAAUACCAUUGUGCAUGAUGGAGUACCAUCAGCCAGACUCAUUCCUUCAGAGGACCAAUGCAUCAGGGAUUGUAGACUCUCCUUUCUGUGAUACAUCUGACAAUGAACAUAACCAAAUGAACAGUAUUCCCAUUGGUACUGGCCCCAGCAAUAAUGGUUCUUGCUUCAAUAUGUACAAUCCUUUUAUUGCAAACCCAACUGGAGGAGAAAGUAUGGGUGUGUUUUUGGGAAAUGCAUUAUCUGUGCAGAAUCCUGAGAGAACCCAUCUUCUAUCUCAGACUUAUACUGGGCCCAGUAGCCGGAUAAGGAAAAAGCAUAGACAAGACCAAGAUGGCUUUGACUAUCCAUCGAAGAGAAGAAAGCUAUGUGCAUCCCCUGUUCUUGAAGAAUGUCAAGCUCUAACCACUUAUACUGAAGAUACACCACAGCCUUGCUGGAGACCUAACCAUUCACAAAUCAUGGCAGCAUCUGUAGCUCCAUCACCAUGUAUACCACCAUCUGAGAUGCAGACCGCUCCUACUGAGAGCAUGGAUGAAACCACUGUAGAAUCCCAAUCUGAUACUGCUCUUAGAAGAAUUCGGGAUAUUGAAAACAGGCUAGUCCUUGAAGAGGAUGAAGAAGAAAAUAAAAAUGAUCGUUUACCCACACUUGUAAUGUCUGAUGUACUUCUUGAAAGCUUGAAAAAAGGCUUGGAUGAAUCACUGACCAGGAAGAUUGUAGAUUCCAUGAAUCGUCCAUCCAUGGAGCUCGUCCUUUGGAAACCCCAACCAGAAUUUCUUGGUCAUAAACACCGGAACUUUACCAGUUGUAAUAAGGAGGAAAGAGAAGCAUCCAGACAAGAUACUCCUAAAAUGCCAUUCCUUCGGCAAGUCAACCCACUGGAGGAAGACAAAUCGCACAUUUUGAAUUUAGACUGUGAUAAUGACCCCUUGUGGGGCAGGGAAGAUGAGGAAAUGGAACUUUGAGAAGAAUUUCUAUUUUUUUUUUUUUUUUUCUGACAGAAAUUUUGAGCAGAAGUUGGUUUUCAUGAAUAUUGCCAACUAUAAACUUUUGGUCUGAUAUAUAUGUUGAUUCUGUGGAGUUCCAAUUUUGCCAAUUUCUUUUUUUCCUGAAUACGUGAGUUUUCCAGAGAACGCCUGAAAUGGAGACAUUAUUUUCCUUAUGUAGGCUGGGAUUUCCAGCCUUUGCUACGUUGACACCAUUCAUAAACUGUGCUGAUUCACAUGGGACUUUAGGGACUUUAGUGUCCACUACUUGGCAUUCCCCUUAUUGCAGAGCGAGAACUUUCUGUUACUUGAUUGGCUCUGUAAACUUAUGGUGAAACCAGUAUUUUAAAGGGUUAUGGAAUAUAUACUUUGGGGCAGUUUUUGUUAGCACACAAGUUUUAUUCAGUUAAUUUGAAUAUCCUUGAAUUUUGUCUUAAAGUGCACCUGUGCCCAGACUGCAGAUAUUAAAAAAAAUAGUUUUCUUGCAUAUUCCCAACAAAACCGUAGCAGAGCUUUAAAAACAAAUUCCUGACCUCUCUGUGUAACUCUCUCAAACAUCACAAGAAAGGCCUUUAGCUGUCCAAUUUCAGUAAGUUUCUAACCACUUAAAGUGACGCAAAUUCUAGUUUAAAAAAAUGUAUUCAGGUAUAUAUUCUUACCUCGAAAAUUUUAAUUAAAAAUUCCUUUUUUUAUUUUCUACUGUGGGCAGACUUUUUGCUAUAGGGUGGCUUUCUGUGGUCCCAUUCUUCUUCUUUUUUUGUU